UCCUGUGUUAGUGGCUGAUGUUACUGAAACUACCAAUGACUCUGAGCACGGUACUUUCAUAGAGGUGGCUGAGGAAGUAUGUGACUCCAAAUUAGUAGCCAUGAAACACUUUGUACCAUUUAUUACGGAAGGUUGUGUGUCUUUGCCAAACUCUGAGAGUAAAAUACCAGUGAAAAUUUUGAGAGAUACAGGCUCAUCAGAAUCUUUUAUUCUUGAAUCUGUUCUACCCUUUUCUGAGGUAUCAAGUGAAAAGAGAACUGUUCUGAUUAGAGGAAUUGGAUUAAACAUUCUUUCUGUUCCUCUGCAUAGAGUACACUUGACAUCCGAUCUCAUUUGUGGAGAAGUAUCUUUAGGAGUUCGUUCGUCUUUGCCAGUGGAUGGGGUUGCUGUCAUCUUGGGUAACAAUUUGGCUGGAGGUAGAGUCUGGCGGGAGGUUAUUCCACCUCCUGAGGUAGUGCCUAUUCCAGUCACUGAGAACACCGACAGUUUGCAUCAAAAUUUUCCUGAAGUAUUCACAGCUUGUGUCAUGACUCGCGCAAGGAGUCGUGAGAUGUCACUUGAGAAACAAGGAGUGUCAAAAUAUGUUGUUCCUGGGUUAUCCACCCUUUCGCCUAUUUCUCAUAGGGAGUUGGUGGAUGCGCAGCGGGAGGACCCGGAGUUACAGAAGUUGUUUGAUGCUGUGAUUUUGCCUGAAGAGUAUUGGAGUGUCAAAAUGACCAGACGAAAACCUGGAAAACGAUGGCGAAGGACUGGUAAUGAAGAAGACCCAAAUAAACGACCAAGACGGGCUGCACAAUUGUCAUCCCUCCCUGCAGCCACUAGUGUUCAUGUGGAGACUGAUCAGCAAUAUUUAGUUUCUUACAAGAAGGUUUCUCACCAGAAUUCUGUUUCAGGAGGUAGCAGCAGCGGAACACAGCAUGGAGGUGUGCCUCCUGGAGGAACCCAAAACGCUGCACUUCAAGGGGAACACGCCCAACAUCCAGGUGUCCAUGCAGGAUGUACCGCACUCACUCUCGGACAUCAAGUCUCUCACCACCUGCCAGCACAAGGUAGCGUGGUAGCACAAGAGAGUAUUUCAACUGUUAAAGGAUCAGCCUUCAGAGAUCCUCCUGAUGACGUAACAACUGAACUACAUGGCAAUGCUGAGUAUGAUCCAUCUCAAUUAUUUGAGGAAGCUCUCCCUGAUGUGGGGGAUUGGACGUAUGAUGAUGGACAUUUGUUCAAUGAGGGAUUUGAUGAGGCCAGCCUGAAUGCAUUUCAGAUGCAUCAUCUUGUAUCCGUGAAGCAUACCAUAUCGGUUCAGCUGAUCCUGGAGAAACACAGCAAUGUCCAGCAGAUCCGAAUGUUCUUUUCGUCUGAACAGGCGCAAAGUCUUGAGGUGUCUGCGCAAAGUUGA
Messenger RNA from Pimephales promelas (fathead minnow), 1396 nucleotides. The record is from RefSeq and is a predicted model, not a curated record. NCBI's taxonomy places the organism in Eukaryota, Metazoa, Chordata, Actinopteri, Cypriniformes, Leuciscidae.